UGGAUACAAAGCGAUAUGAAAUGAAUGGAUUAAUAGUAACUUGUGUGACAAAAAUAUAAUUAAAAUCGGAUUUUACGAAGAGACAAAUAUGGCAAGGCUCAUGUUGCUGUUCAUAUGUGUUGCUAUAUUUAGCAUUGCUUAUGGUAACGACGUGAAGCAAAGGCUACAACGAAUUCCUCCACCAGUCCCUUUCUUUAACGAAGAUGCAUCACUCGGCCGAUGGUUUGUCCAGGCUAGAUUAGCGGGGUGCGGGUAUUCAAGUUCCGACACAAUCUCAGAUUUCUCACAGUUAUUAAGUCGUGAAGGAAGUGGUGCAUUGAUAAGCUACGAAACAUGGAGGAAUGGAGGUUUGUGUAACACACUUGCAUCAAGAUUCAUUCGACAAAAUGUUCCAGGAGUGUAUACUGUUAAAGAUCCCAUUGGAGCCUUAUGGAGUGGCACUGUAAUCAACGUUGCCAUAGACUACAAACGCUUUAAGAUUCUGUAUGGCUGUGUCAAGAUGUCUGUGGUAGGAAACUUAUGUGACGACCCUUUCUUGAAUGUAUACACAAGAAUGCCUAUGCCUAAUCCCGGAACACUAUCUGUCAUCGAUAGUGCUCUCCGAAAUAUAUUCGGAAUUUCCCUCGCCAGCUUGCCAAGAACUCCACAUGGAAUGAAGUGUCCUAUGAAUGGCAUUCGAGGAGGCAUGAUGGAAAAGAAAGGGAAAUAAUCGAUCUAACAGACUUUUAAAUAGAGUUUCUGUACUUUUCCGAAUACAUAUGAUAAAAUUUUAAACCUGAAAUAUUUUAAUAAAAAUUAGCAGAA
Molecule: messenger RNA, 804 nt
Organism: Ruditapes philippinarum (Manila clam)
Lineage: Eukaryota; Metazoa; Mollusca; Bivalvia; Venerida; Veneridae
Exons: 6
Coding region: 89-709 (206 amino acids)
Source: RefSeq, a predicted model, not a curated record